AGGUUCCCCGCAGCCACCAUCUCGCCUGUCGACAACGACGUUGCACGACGGGGGCGCGGCGACGAUUUUUUGCCCUCCUUAGCGCUCACGACGCUCACGACGUGCACCCACGAGUGCUCACGACGCGCACCCACGAUCACGAGCAGCACGCAGCCCACCAUGACCUCCCCGGGCGACACGUCCUCGUCCUCCUCGAACCCGGCGCACCCCACAACAGCGACGACACGGCGCAGAUCCGACUCCCCCGACUAUCCAGCCUCAAAGAAGCGGCGCAGGACGUUCACCGCGGACGAUCGCGCGCAGCACAGGGUUAUUGAGAAGCAGAGGCGGGAGGCGCUGAAUGAGAAGUUUAUCGACCUUGCUCGCCUCCUCCCCAACCUAGCGCACGUUCGCCGCCUUUCCAAAGGCCUCAUCGUCGAUGCGUCCAUCGCGCACCACAAGCGUCAGCGCGCGCAGCGCCUGCUCGCUUCGCAAGAGGUGCGCGUGCUGCUCGAGGAGAGGGAAGGGCUAUACAAGGAGCUGGACGCGCUGAGGGAGCGGCUGAAGGAGCCGCCAGCCAAUGCAGCACCCAAGCGCCCCGACCUGCGUCCCGAAACGAAGCAGAUCCUCGCCGUCGAGGAAGAGGUGUGCGGGACUUUCCCGGCUGGGUUUGGGGAUAAUGGGCCUGAGGACGGACAAGAAGAUGGGGAGAAUGGGGACAGCGAUAUGCGGGGAUCGAGGAGUCCGGAGAGGGAGGUAUCGGGGAGAGAGGUGGCAGCGAAGGAAUCGGGGAAAGCUACGAUGACAGCCAUGGAGGGAUCUGCGGGGAAAGAAGGGAAUGGAUCCGCGGGCAAGGAAGCAGAGAAGGACGCGGGACCAGCUUCGACAGAAGCUGUCAACAUACCUCGCGGGAGAGAAGCCGGGCAGUCCGAAAGAGAAGCAAGUCGGGCGAUGGACGACUUCGCGAUGGAUCUCUCGCCGAGCGACAUAAGGAUACUCGCCGACGACGCGUCUCGGCUGCUCGAGCACGACGCCACCCGGAUGCUCGAGCACGACGCGACGCGCAUGCUCGAAGAGGACGCAACACGCUUGCUCGAGGACGACGCGGCGCGCAUGCUGCAGGACGACCCCUUCAUGAACCCGCUCGCACCGUCCGCAGCGCUCACCGACGAGGAUCUGUUGGCCCUCCUGUCCGCAGACAUCACGCUCAAUCUCGGAGACGAUCGGCCCUCCUCCAUCCCACAGGUCUACCCCGACAAGGUCGGCAACGCCUCCUCACCGCAUGGCCUCUCCAAUUCCCCGCACUCACACAACCUUUCCUCCUCGCCCCAUGGCCUGUCCUCGCCGCCCGGCUUUUCCUCUUUGUCGCUCUCCCCUCCGCACCACGGACCACUCUCCCCUUCGCGCCACCUCACCGCCCCGCCUGACCUCAGCCCGAGCCAGAUCGAGGACCUCUGGCGGCAGCUUGGGUCGGUCGAGAUCCCGGAUUUGGGCGCGGGUGGGGGUAGCGGAGGUGGGCUGGCAGGGCUGCAUCCCAGUGGCGGUCCGGCAGGCUCGGAACCAAGAGGUGGCCAGCGGAUACCCAACCGCCAGGGAAGCGGGCGAGGUGCCAGCACGCGUGCAGGACAGGCCGGACAGCACUUCGCGAACGGGUACGGCUUUCGCGACGCCAACGGGCAGCAUAUACCCGGUCUGCCCGCCACGGACGACCUGUUCGGCCUGACCGCGAACUUGUCCACGACGCCAGUGGCGGGGAGUAUGUUCGGGUUCUGAAUUCUGCCGGGACGAGGGAGUGAGCAGAGGGACAGGCCGAGAGGAGGUACGAGGAUGCUGGAAGGAUUGGAAGACAUCAAUCGUAUAAUUCAGGAUUUAUGACGGCGCGGAGGAAGCUGAGGGCCAGAAAGAGAUCUAUGUUCGAAUGUAAUGACGCCGUGCACAGGAAGGGUACAACACUGGAAUGCUAUACUGUACUUUGGAAGAAUAUGGUAUGAGUUUAACGAAGACCCCAAGAGCACCUACUGGUACUAGCAAGUGUGUUCACAGUGCAUGAACUCAAGGCGCCUACAUAACCUCACGGCACUUGCAUGAACCUACGGCGCCUGCAUAAACUCAUGGCACCGA
Molecule: messenger RNA, 2100 nt
Organism: Schizophyllum commune H4-8
Lineage: Eukaryota; Fungi; Basidiomycota; Agaricomycetes; Agaricales; Schizophyllaceae
Exons: 5
Coding region: 160-1752 (530 amino acids)
Molecular function (GO): protein dimerization activity
Source: RefSeq, a predicted model, not a curated record